Schistosoma rodhaini is the source of this 5821-nucleotide messenger RNA. Lineage: Eukaryota; Metazoa; Platyhelminthes; Trematoda; Strigeidida; Schistosomatidae. The record is from the annotation of a GenBank genome assembly.
AUAUUCAUAGGUGUACAUUAUUUUGAAUACAGGCUUGGGCAAUAAUAACCAGUAUAUCGUCACACUUUAUGUUUUAUCAAAGACAAUAAUAAAAGCGCAAACAACAUACUGGGUGCUCUUUAAUUAGAGCCCCAUAAAAAGACCAAACAUAAGAUAUCGUUAUUGCUAAAUAAUAUGUAUCUGUAUCAUUGGACUAUGAACAAUCAAUUUCAAGUAUAUUUAACUAGUUUUGUGUGGAUUAUUCUACUAUCUAACUCUCCUGUCAAUGGCUUUUUAGAGAGAUUACAAACAGCACCUCAGGGUACAUUAGACGUAUUAACGGCAGUAAGAAUCAGCGAACAAGCAUAUGUACAAACUUCACCUGGUCGAUGCCGUCAAGAUUCAAAUGAUUUGGCAACAUCAUCAAAUGUUGCAGAAAAUGUAGCUUAUUCUAUUCCUCGUGGAUUAAGUCUUUACAUAGAAGAUUCAUUUCCUCCAGAUCUGUCUAUUUUAUUUACUAUUCGAUUGGAAUCAAAUUUGGAAAAAGAGUUUUUCACUCUAUAUGAUCGACAUGGACGAAUGAUUUUACGCAUAAUAAUUGGCUCACAUUUGCAAUUAGAAUAUUUAUCAAGAGAAUCACAAUCUAGUCAGCUUUUUGAUGUGCACCCCCGAGAUUUAAAAACACAGUCAGGAAAAACAUUAGAGAAAGCUAUUUUUAAAACUCGUCUAAAUGAUGGCCUAUGGCAUCGUGUAGCUGUCAGUAUUGGUACUACUACAGCAAGAUUACUGGUUGAUUGUAAACAGAGAGAGUUCAUAAAUUAUAAUCGUUCAUCAACAAGUAUUGAUAACAGAGGUCGAAUACAAGUAUUGAAAGACGGCAUUCAUGGUUUUAUUGAAGAUUUUUAUCUUCUACCUGGUGAAGAAGGUGCUAUUAAACAAUGUGAUGUUUAUUCACCUAAUUGUUUGGAUGAUCAAAUGAUGGGAGAUGAAGGAGAUAAAGAUACUGAUCCAAUGCAGGGUCCAGCAGGUUCUAUGGGGGAUAUUGGUCCACCAGGUGACAAAGGUGAACCAGGUUUGAAUGGGUCAUCCGUAGCUGCUGGUGAACCUGGUCCUCCUGGUCCUAUGGGUUCGCUAUUCAUCAUUCCUCUCAAUCUAGGCGUUGGUAGUAGUAGUUUUGCACGGGCAGCUACAUUUCGGGACUUGCUUCAAAAACAUUUGCUUUCCUUAAAAGGUGUACGUGGAGCUAGAGGAAUGACUGGUAUUACUGGUCCAGAAGGAGGUCCUGGUGAACCUGGUGUUAAAGGGGAAGUUGGGCACCCAGGUGAUACAGGAUACCAAGGACCUCGUGGACCAAUGGGACCGCCUGGACGCCAAGGUUCAAGUGGACCACCGGGAUUAGAUGGUAGUCGUGGAGAACCUGGUCCAUCAGGAAUGAAAGGGGAAGAUGGACGCCCUGGUGAUUCUGGACUUAUAGGCCUUAAAGGAGAUAAAGGUGAAUUAGGGCCUCCUGGUCCCAAAGGUGAUCAAGGUCUUCCAGGUGAAGAGGGACCACGUGGACCUCACGGAGAUAUCGGGGAUCAAGGAGACCCAGGUUUGCCUGGAGUGCGUGGUCCUGUUGGUCAGCCGGGUCCGCAGGGUCCGAGAGGAAAACCUGGAAAUCAGGGUCCACGAGGACGUAAGGGUGAACUUGGAGAACCUGGUCUUCCAGGUUUACCAGGGCCAGCAGGCCCCAUAGGAACAUCUGGACCAGAAGGUAUGGCUGGUCCGCGAGGUCCAACAGGUGUCGCUGGUCAGCGGGGACGCUCUGGUCCUUCGGGAGUUCCAGGAACUGAUGGUCUUCCAGGAUUUCCAGGUCCCAAGGGAGAUGUAGGGCCUAAAGGAGAUACAGGUCCGAAUGGAUCAAAAGGUGAUACAGGUAUUCAAGGACCAAGAGGUUAUAAAGGUGAACGGGGUCGAUCCGGUCCGGAAGGUGCAAAAGGGGAGAGUGGAAAACCAGGGCCUGUAGGAGUGCCUGGAGAUCCAGGUCCAAAAGGAGUGAAGGGAGACGUUGGAAUAUCUGGCCCCGUUGGAUCGCCAGGGGUUACAGGUAUGAAAGGUGACCCAGGUCCACCUGGUCCAGUUGGACAAAGAGGAGACCCCGGGACCAAAGGUUUACCGGGUGCUGUCGGUACUCCAGGUCCACCUGGUCCAGAUGGGGAAAGAGGUCCACCAGGUUUAACUGGGAGGCGAGGGCGAGGUGGUGACAAGGGAGACAUAGGACCUCCAGGUUCACCGGGUGAAACGGGGCAGCAAGGGCAGAGAGGGGCUCCUGGGCCACGAGGUCCACCAGGAAGAUUUGGCCCACCGGGAAUGAAAGGAGAUGCUGGUCCGGUUGGCCCAGUUGGAUCGGUCGGACCGAUUGGUGAACAAGGUCUUCAAGGUCCCGUCGGACCUCCUGGACCAAUAGGACCACCAGGUUCAACUGGAAGAGAAGGACCUGUUGGAUUUCCUGGACCACGAGGAGAACCAGGUGAACGUGGACCAGCAGGACAACCUGGUAGUCUUGGGAACACUGGACCACCGGGUCCUAUAGGUGAUCCAGGACCUGAAGGACAACAAGGUCCAGUUGGACCAACAGGUCCAACUGGAGAUCCUGGAAAGGAUGGUAUGCCAGGUCGUGAUGGUCAACCUGGUCCUAAAGGUGUAAGAGGUUCACCGGGAGUACUUGGUAAUCAAGGAGUUCGAGGAUUCCCAGGAUUCGAUGGUAUGCCAGGUCGACCUGGACCAGCUGGUGUGAAAGGUGAACUAGGACCUGAUGGAGAAGUGGGACCUAUUGGAGAUAAAGGCUACCAAGGCGAUCCUGGUAUUAUCGGACCAAUCGGACCAACAGGUCCGAUGGGAGCAAGAGGGCCACCAGGUCCAGCUGGAGUCAAAGGUUUAACCGGUGAAGAUGGUCCUUUAGGAUUGAUAGGAUCUCCUGGACCAAGAGGACCACCUGGUCGAUUAGGUCCUAUUGGACCAUUUGGGCCCCCUGGUUUUGAUGGUGAAAAGGGUGAUAAGGGUGCAUCAGGACCACCAGGACCAAAAGGAGAUAAAGGAGGCGUGGGUAUACGUGGACCUUUUGGACCAGUUGGGAGCCCUGGAUUACCUGGAAUACAAAGCUUGGUAAUUCAAUUUCGCCUUUUAAUAUUUACAAAUUUUGUACAAAACAAAAACGGGAACAACCACUUAAGGUAACUGCAAGAACUGUAUAGCUUUUAUAGGUAUUAUCAAAUAGGUUAAUAGGAUUCAACUGGCGACAAUGUAGAAAUCUGAAGACUAACCUACUUUGAGAUAAACCGGACACUGUAAUGAAAAUUCCCAAUUCAUCCAGAACAAUCUGAUCAUACAUUUACCUUUUAAGAAAAUUGAUAUAAAAGGGGAUAAAAUUAAAAUUAAUCAACCAAUAGUUAUAACAGGGGCAAAUAUAUGGAAGAUAAAGUAUAAAAAAGAAUGAAUGAUAACCUCCAUCAAGAUUUCUGAGACAAAAAUUGGAUUACAGAUUACCAUAGCCGGUUAAGGAUGGGGAUGAGCCAUAUUUUACAUAUGAAGACGGGUUGGGUUUCUUUAUUCUCAGGAAAAAACAGCUAAAGAUCUAUCCUAGACAGUUUCUUCUUUAUAUUUGAUAUCUGUUUUAAGGUCAGUGUUAUGACAAACUUCAACCAUGAUGAUGAGCAUAGAGGAAGAUAAAUGUCUACACUGUGUGCUUAUUAUGAAUUACAACUCUAAAUAAACCCACAGUUGUUUCUUCAAACAUCCCGUCACUUUCAACUACAUAGCUUCCAAAAGACACUAAAUAACUCUUCCCUAUGUGCCACUUCACACACAUGUGAUCUGUAAUGGCAUGAUACGUAACCAAGUCCAAGUGGAACUGUAGGACUUUUUCGUACAGAAAUGGAAAGCUUGAUUUCCUAGUGCAUCUUUCUACAUGUGUUUUCACUGUACAGUUUAAAAGAAUAAACUAUGAGACUAGGGUAUUCAUGGUAACGUGAUGUAACGAAAGGAAUUGUAAAAUAUAAGUAAGGGCUUUGACAUCAGUAGUAUCCACAAUGCAAACCUUUUGGGAUUUUUUAACAAGGCAUCCUACUAUAUAUAUAACUUAUUAGAAUGAUUUUUCUUGAUUUUAGAUUAUUGGUUUGACCAGUAGAGAAGUUACAUAGCUUUCAAAUGCUACUCUGAUAAAAAUUUGUAUUGACCUGCCCUUACUGUUUAAUCAAAAACCCUCAUUAGGCUGAUUCGAUUUUCGAAUCUUUACUUAUGAAAUUUCUGAAUACUAAUUAACGAAGGAACUUUUAAAACCUCACUAUUUAUCCAUAAUAUAUUCAUUUUAUUUUAUUCAGGGGCCACCAGGACUCCCUGGACAAGCCGGUGAGGAAGGACCUGAAGGAUUGGUUGGUCCAGAAGGAUCUAGGGGAUUGCCAGGAGCACCAGGUGCACCUGGAAUGGUAGGUGUCACAGGUCUACCAGGAAUAGCAGGAGAAAAAGGAGACCAAGGAUCACAAGGUCCUAUUGGUCGACGCGGUUUACCCGGGACAGUUGGAGUCCCUGGCCCGGCUGGCCAACCUGGAAGUGUUGGCGCACCUGGUCCUGUCGGGCAACAGGGCGAAAGAGGGACUCAGGGAGAAGAUGGACCACCAGGACCUCGAGGUGUUGAAGGAAGUCCUGGAAUACAGGGACCACUAGGACCAAAAGGUCAAGAAGGUCCUCGCGGGCCACAAGGAGUACCUGGUGAUAUAGGGAUCCCAGGACCUGAUGGACCAAAAGGAGAGUUGGGUCCUUUAGGAAUACCUGGACCUCAAGGACCAACAGGACCUCCUGGACCAAAAGGUGUUCAAGGAUCAGUUGGAGAGGAUGGGCCUCCCGGACCACAAGGUCCUCUUGGAAAACAAGGUUUAAGAGGUCUACCUGGACCUCUAGGACCACCCGGACCUCCUGGUAUGACCGGUCCCCAAGGACGUACUGGACCUCAGGGUCCUAAAGGUAUGAAAGGCGAAACAGGUGAACAAGGAGUACCUGGUGAACCAGGACGCACUGGGCCUGUAGGAUCCCCCGGACCCCCAGGAUCUUUGGGCAGUCCUGGCCAGCAAGGUGUACCAGUAAGUAGUAAUUCAUUUUACUUAUUAUAUCCAUUAUGUAUUGAUUAUUUCUGUACGAAAAGCAUAGAGAAGAUGCGUGAUGGUUGAUAACUACUUAUGAUAUUAAAAUUUUAAGAAAUAACCUUCCAAUGAAAAUUUCAUGAAAGCUAUCUAGUUAUCUAAGAAUCAUCGCCUAAAAUUCGUGGAUUCAAAUAACUUUUGUAAUUAGUGCUGACCAAAAGAAGUAAUUCUAACUGAUAUUGUGAGUAGAACUCCUCGCUUUUGCUUUUUCUAGUUCUAGUCCUAAAUCGUAAUAUAUUCUGAGAUAUCCAGCAAGCCAUUAUAUCUGAGGUCACUUAGCUUUUCCGUUUCUGAGUAUAUAGUGUUUACUCAGUGUUUGCUCAAUUAAUAAAUUUCGUUAAGUUAUUUUACACGAUAUUAGUUACUUACCUAAUAACAGAACGAUAAAUGGAGAUGGAUGGUGGCUAGCAGUAGAAUUCACGACGCACGUUUAGUUCCAGUUGGGACUCGUCAGCUGGAUGUACCUUCAUCCCAGAGUUAAUGUUCACUCCUGGACUUUAACCCUGUACCGUUCACUGACGAGUCCUAAAUAGGACGAAACGCGCAUCCCGCAUUCCACUGUUAGUUACCAUCCAUCUUUGCUUAUAAUUACAGCACUCUAUUUACAAAUAGAUAUAAUCUUAACCUAAAGAGAAAUAAGAUAGUUAAGAAAUACUUGAGUGAUCACC